GAAACGUUUUUUCAUCUGCAAUAUACGACAAGUUCUUGAUGGGAGAUGACGUUGAUGAACAGGAAGAAGUCAAAAUUUCACCGUUGCCAUUUUUGAAAGGCUAUAUCUGUGUAAAUUUACUGAAAUGCUAGUGACCUGAAUUCUUAAAACAGGUGGCUGAUAUCUAAAAGCUUAUAUAGUUUCUAUACUAGGAUAAGGAAUGGCAGCAGCAACAAAAAGGCUUGCAGUUGUCACUGGUGCAAACAAAGGGAUUGGAUUUGAGAUAUGCAAGCAAUUGGCUUCUAAGGGGAUAACAGUGGUGCUAACAGCAAGGGAUGAGAAAAGGGGUCUUGAAGCUGUUGAAAAAUUGAAAGAAUCUGGUCUUUCUGACCAUGUGGUUUUUCAUCAGCUUGAUGUGACUGACCCUAAAAGCAUUGAAUCGCUUGCGAAUUUCAUCAAAACCCAGUUUGGAAAACUUGAUAUCUUGGUGAAUAAUGCUGGAAUUCAUGGAGCAGAUGUAGAUGGUGAAGCCUUUUCAGCUUUAGUUGCUGCUGGGGUACCAAUUGCCAAUGCUGAAUGGAGAAAAGCUAUAACUCAAAACUAUGAAUCUGCAGAAGCAGGCAUUAGAGCAAACUACUAUGGUGCCAAAGGAACGUGUGAAGCACUUAUUCCUCUUCUAGAAUUGUCAGACUCGCCAAGGAUUGUUAAUGUUUCCUCCUCCAUGGGGAAGUUAGAGGAAAUACCAAAUGAAUGGGCUAGAGGAGCCCUAAGUGAUGUUGAAAGCCUAACAGAAGAAAAGGUGGAUGAGGUUUUGAAUCAAUUUCUAAAAGAUUUUAAAGAGGGUUUAUUAGAAAGCAAAGGGUGGCCUUCUUUUUUAUCUGCAUAUGCAGUUUCAAAAGCUGCUUUGAGUGCAUACACAAGGAUUCUUGCCAAAAAGUACCCAUCUUUCUGCAUUAAUGCUGUUUGCCCUGGCUUUGUGAAAACAGAUCUCAACUACAACAAUGGCUAUAUUAGUGUUGAUGAAGGUGCUGAAAGUGUUGUAAGGUUGGCUCUGCUACCUGAUGGAGGUCCUUCUGGUCUCUUCUUUUUUCGAAGUGAAGUGGCUCCAUUUUGAUCCAAAGUCUGUUGAGUACUUAAGAGAAUAAAUAAUAAACUAUGUUCAUGUUAGGGCAUCUAAGAAAUCUGAACCUUGUACAAUAAGUGAGACACUAUAGUGAAUUGCAAAUAUUAUAUAAACAUUCAAUGUGUUCCUAAUAGUUGUGAGCUACACAGUUAUUGUUGUUAUCAUUUUGAGAAAUCUUAUUUAAGAUACAAUGUUAACUCUUUGAAAGAAAUAGAUAAUAGAUUGGGAUGGAGUAGUGCUAAGUAAAUAUAGUGUGUUAGAGAGGAAUAAGUGGGUGAAAUGCUGAAUCAGUCUAUGAAAGACUUAAAAGAGAUAUCUCAUAUAUAAGAUAAUAUUGCUUAC
Abrus precatorius (Indian licorice) is the source of this 1444-nucleotide messenger RNA. RefSeq names its product (+)-neomenthol dehydrogenase-like. Bases 200 to 1093 code for a protein of 297 amino acids. Gene Ontology annotation, molecular function: oxidoreductase activity, acting on the CH-OH group of donors, NAD or NADP as acceptor. The transcript is spliced from 5 exons. NCBI's taxonomy places the organism in Eukaryota, Viridiplantae, Streptophyta, Magnoliopsida, Fabales, Fabaceae. Gene Ontology annotation, cellular component: membrane. The record is from RefSeq and is a predicted model, not a curated record.